This is a messenger RNA of Cyprinus carpio (common carp), 1816 nucleotides long. RefSeq names its product sperm-associated antigen 1-like. NCBI's taxonomy places the organism in Eukaryota, Metazoa, Chordata, Actinopteri, Cypriniformes, Cyprinidae. The record is from RefSeq and is a predicted model, not a curated record. The transcript has 12 exons. Bases 1 to 1668 code for a protein of 555 amino acids. Gene Ontology annotation, molecular function: heat shock protein binding. Gene Ontology annotation, cellular component: mitochondrion; cytosol.
AUGCUUUGUGCUUAUUGCAGAAACACGCGUCACGCUUCCUUGCGUCCAGCCGUGCCUGAAAUCACAGCCACGAUCAACAGCACAGGCCUGACCGCGCAGGAGAAGGAUGUUCUCGCCCGCCGUGAGAAGGACAAAGGCAACGGAGCCUUCAGGAGCGGCGACUAUGAGGAGGCCGUGGUGUAUUACAGCAGGAGUCUGUCUCUGGCGCCUUCAGUCGCUGCUCUCAAUAACCGCGCUCAGGCUCACAUCAGACUGCAGCACUGGAGCACAGCUCUGAGCGACUGUGACGCCGUUCUGCAGCUGGAGCCUGGAAACGUCAAAGCUCUACUCCGUCGUGCCACAGCACACAAACAUCUGGGUCACCAGCAGCACUCCCACGCUGACCUGAGAGCCGUUCUCCUGAUCGAGCCGCACAACGCCACAGCGCUGAAGCUCCUGAUGGAGGAGACAGAGAGCGAUGGGCAUCAGGAGACACGCCGCACAGGCCGGAAGAUCCUCAUUCAGGAAGUGGAUGAAGACGACGAGUGCCUGCGGAACGAGAGAGAGAGAGAAACUGACGCUCAGGAUGAAGGCAGAGAGGAGAAGCGGGAGGUUAGCGGGGAAGAGAGUGGAAUCAUGGGAAAUGCACUCAAGAUGCCCGGCUGCGCCAACACGGAGACAGACGCACCGACCAAUGACUGCAGCAGCAGACGAGACGUGACACGUGUCGACGCCCACAAUGAAGCUCCGCCCACUGGACACACCCACCAGAGGAGUGAGGGACACAGAGGAGCGUCUGGAGAAACUCUGACAGAGAGACACACACACAACCACUCUGAACACACAACAGCAGAGUUUGAGCUCCUGAAGCAUGAUGGGAAUGCUCUGGUGCGGAGCGGCUGCUAUCAGGAGGCAGUGGACAGAUACACUGGAUGUCUUCAGCUGAAGCCGCACGAAUGUGCCGUUUACACCAACAGAGCGCUCUGCUACAUCAAACUCCAGCGCUUCACUGACUGUGACUCCGCCCUUCAGCUCCAACCCACCAAUAAGAAAGCUUUCUACAGACGUGCACUGGCCAAUAAGGGCCUGAAGGAUUACGCGGCGUGUCGUUCAGACCUGCAGCAGGUGUUGUGUCUGGAUGCGAGUGUGACGGAGGCGGAGCAGCUUCUGAUGGAGGUCACACAACUGAUGACAGACAGCAGAGGUUCAUCAGGAACUAGAAGAACCGUCACCAUCACUGAGGUGGAUGAUGAUGAUGAUGAUGAAGAUGAUGAAGAUGAGGGCAGCGAUGCAGUCGUGUCGUCCGUCUCUGUGCGGUCGUGUGAUGUGUUUGAGUUCGGUCAGGUGCUGGGCAGCGCUGUCUCUGGCGGUGACCUGCUGACCUGCGCUGAGCUCCUGCGCUCCGUCGCACCCGAACGCCUGCCGCGGCUCAUCAGCACACAGCUGGACGGACACACGCUGGGCUUCAUCAUACGGGCGCUGAACACACACCUGCUGCACACACACCCCGAGCUGGUGUUCCUGCACCUGCAGCAGCUGCACACGGCACACAGGCUCACGAUGGUGCUGAUGAUGUUGAGCGGUGAGGAUCACACACAGCUCUCACAGAUCUUCCAGAAGCUUCAUGCAGUGCAGACUGAAGCGUUCUCACAAAGUGACGUCUCAAACCUGGCCAACAAAUACCUGUGACGCUCCUUCAGCCUUCCCAUGAUUCCACACUCCUCCUCAGUCGCUGACCCUCGCAGCUGUUUUCAGAAUGAUUGUGUUUCGCUGUGAGAGCAGCUUUAGUUCUGAGUUCUCGAUGUAAGAUGAUUUUAUAAACGAGUGUUCAGGUCAA